AUGAACAGCACUCUCUUACCGCCACCAGAUCCGUCCAUCGCCCGUCAAGAACCAGGACCAGAGAACGAUGCUGAGUGGUACAAAUACAAUGACACACCACUGUUCUGGCUCACUCGGGAGGAGAUUGAAACGCUCGGCCAGAACCCCGUACGGCUGCAAGAUGAGACCGUGAGUAUUGGGGACAAGAGGAAGACCUCUAUGUGGGAAAGUAAGAACCAGUCUUUAUAG
Messenger RNA from Aspergillus luchuensis, 228 nucleotides. RefSeq lists its product as uncharacterized. Lineage: Eukaryota; Fungi; Ascomycota; Eurotiomycetes; Eurotiales; Aspergillaceae. The record is from RefSeq and is a predicted model, not a curated record. The transcript has a single exon. Bases 1 to 228 code for a protein of 75 amino acids.